AUGAGUACAAAGGGAAAAGGAAAGACCAAGAAUGGGAGAGGUGAUACCCAUGCAAAGAAUGAAAGAAUUGCCAUUGUGUCAGUUGACAGAUGUAAGCCAAAGAAAUGUAAACAAGAAUGUAGAAAAAGUUGUCCUGUUGUCAAGACUGGGAAAUUGUGUAUCGAGGUUACCCCUGCUUCCAAAAUUGCCUUCAUUUCAGAGACUUUAUGUAUUGGUUGUGGUAUUUGUGUUAAGAAAUGUCCAUUUGAUGCUAUAACCAUUAUUAAUUUACCUACCAACUUGGAAGGCGAAACUACUCAUAGAUACUCAGCUAAUUCCUUCAAGUUGCAUAGAUUGCCAACUCCAAGACCAGGUCAAGUGUUAGGUUUGGUUGGUACCAAUGGUAUUGGUAAGUCCACGGCAUUAAAGAUUUUGGCUGGUAAACAAAAACCCAAUUUAGGUAGAUAUGAUGAUCCUCCAGAUUGGGAAGAGAUUUUGAAACAUUUCAGAGGUUCUGAAUUGCAAAAUUAUUUCACCAAGGUGUUAGAAGACAACAUCAAGGCUAUCAUCAAACCUCAAUAUGUCGAUAACAUUCCUAGAGCUUUAGCCAAAUCUAAAGUUAAACAAGUCGGUGCUAUUUUGGAAUCCAAAAACGAGAGAAAUGAAGAUUACAAUUACAUUUUGAAUGUUUUGGAGUUGAAGAACGUUUUAAAUCGUGAAGUUGAGAAUUUGUCGGGUGGGGAGUUACAGAGAUUCGCUUUGGGUAUGACCUGUGUUCAAGACGCCAAUGUUUAUAUGUUUGAUGAACCAUCUUCAUACUUGGAUGUGAAGCAAAGAUUAAGAGCAGCAGAAAUCAUUAGAUCGUUGUUAGAUCCUACUACUUAUAUUAUUUGUGUGGAGCAUGAUUUAUCUGUUUUGGAUUAUUUGUCUGAUUUUGUUUGUAUCAUUUACGGUGCCCCAUCAGUGUAUGGUGUGGUCACAUUACCAGCAUCUGUCAGAGAAGGGAUCAAUAUUUUCUUGGAUGGUCAUAUCCCAACUGAAAACUUGCGAUUCAGAACCGAAUCCUUGCAAUUCAGAUUGGCCGACGCUGCCGAUGAUUUGAUUUUGGACAAGUCUAAUUCUUUGGAAUAUCCAAGCAUGCAAAAGACCCAAGGUGACUUUAAAUUGCGUGUAGAAGCGGGUGAUUUUACAAAUUCAGAAAUUUUGGUUAUGAUGGGUGAAAAUGGUACUGGUAAGACCACUUUCUGUAAGCUUUUGGCUGGUGCCAUUGCACCAGACGGCAACCAAGAAAUACCAAAAUUGAAUGUCUCAAUGAAACCACAAAAGAUUGCUCCGAAAUUCACAGGUACAGUAAGGCAAUUGUUUUUCAAAAAGAUCAGAGCUGCCUUUUUGCACCCACAGUUUCAAACUGAUGUUGUUAAACCAUUGAAGAUUGAAGAUAUUGUCGACCAAGAGGUACAAACAUUGUCUGGUGGUGAAUUGCAAAGAGUUGCUAUUGUGUUGGCUUUGGGUAUUCCGGCUGAUAUUUACUUGAUUGAUGAACCAUCGGCUUAUUUGGAUUCUGAGCAACGUAUUAUUUGUUCUAAAGUUAUCAGAAGAUUUAUCUUGCAUGCCAAGAAGACCGCCUUUAUUGUCGAGCACGAUUUCAUUAUGGCUACCUAUUUGGCCGAUAGAGUAAUUGUUUUUGAAGGUCAACCUUCCAAGGAUGCCGUUGCUAGAAGCCCAGAGUCCUUGUUGACUGGAUGCAACCGUUUCUUGAAGAAUUUGAAUGUCACUUUCAGAAGAGACCCUAACUCCUACAGACCAAGAAUUAACAAAUUGGACUCUCAAAUGGAUAAAGAACAAAAGGCUUCUGGUAAUUACUUCUUCUUGGAGAAUACCGAAUUGUGA
Messenger RNA from Candida dubliniensis CD36, 1869 nucleotides. It is a transcript of the gene RLI1, whose product is annotated as Fe-S cluster-binding ribosome biosynthesis protein. NCBI's taxonomy places the organism in Eukaryota, Fungi, Ascomycota, Pichiomycetes, Serinales, Debaryomycetaceae. Gene Ontology annotation, molecular function: iron ion binding; ATP hydrolysis activity; ribosomal small subunit binding. Gene Ontology annotation, biological process: translational termination; ribosomal subunit export from nucleus; translational initiation. The record is from RefSeq and is a predicted model, not a curated record. Bases 1 to 1869 code for a protein of 622 amino acids. The transcript has a single exon.